AUGGGCUGGGUGCUGUGGGGGGUCCUGCUCGCCUGGGCCUCGGUGGCACGGGUGAGAGGGGCCGAGCAGCCCCAGGAGCUGCCCUCCUCUGCCGCGUUUCUGGAGUGCAGGAAGGCCCUGAAGCUCCCGAGUCUGGAAGUCCUGCCUGGGGGGGGCUGGGAUAACCUUCGGAAUUUGGAUAUGGGCAGAGUCAUCAACCUGGGCUACUCGCUCUGCAAGACCACCGAAGACGGAUCUUACAUCAUCCCAGAUGAGAUCUUCACUAUCCCUCGCAAGCAGAGCAACCUGGACAUCAACUCUGAGAUUAUUGAGUCCUGGAAAGAUUACCAAAGCAUCACCUCCGCCUCCGUCAACCUAGAGCUGUCCCUCUUCUCCUCUAUCAACGGCAAGUUCUCCCACGACUUCCACCGGACCAAGACCCACCAAGUGAAAGACCACGCUGUCACGACCCGCGUGCAAGUCAGGAACCUAGUGUACACUGCCAAGGUUGACCCAGGGGCAGUCCUGGACAAGGGCUUCAGGAAGCAGCUGCUGACGAUCGCCAGCCACCUGGAAAACAACCAGACACGGAUGGCUGACUUUCUGGCUGAGGUGCUGGUGCUGAACUACGGCACCCACACCAUCACCUCUGUGGACGCUGGAGCCAGCUUGGUGCAGGAAGACCAGAUCAAGGCAACCUUCCUGAAGGACAGCUGGGCCACCCGGAGUGCCGUCACUGCCUCGGCCGGUGUGGCCUUUCACAGCAUCAUCGGCGUGAAAAGCGAGGAGUCCCUGGACGUCAGCGCUAGCUUUGUCAAGCAGUAUCUGGAGAACCGCACCAACUCCAGGGUGGAGAGCAUUGGUGGGACCCCCUUUUACCCAGGCAUCACCCUCAAGACCUGGCAGGAGGGGAUCAGGAACCAGCUGGUGGCUCUGGACCGCUCAGGGCUGCCCCUGUACUUCUUCAUCAACCCCAGCUCCCUGCCAGAGCUGCCCACCCCCACAGUGAAAAAGCUGGCCAGGCGGGUGGAGAUGGCCAUCCGCCCCUACUACACCUUCAACACCUACCUGGGCUGCACCGCCGCCACCUCGCCCAACUGCAUCCUGGGCAUCUUCUGCCACCGCGAGUGCCGGGAUGUCUUCUGGCUCUCCCGGGUGCAAUUCAGUGCCUACUGGUGCGCUGCCAGCGGGCCAGCGGCCCCCGACUCGGGGUACCUCUUUGGAGGGCUGUUUAGCGCCCACAGCGCCAACUCCGUCACCGGUGCCCAGUCCUGCCCCUCGGGGUACUUCCCACUGAAGCUCUUCGACGA
Molecule: messenger RNA, 1289 nt
Organism: Tauraco erythrolophus (red-crested turaco)
Lineage: Eukaryota; Metazoa; Chordata; Aves; Musophagiformes; Musophagidae
Source: RefSeq, a predicted model, not a curated record